UCGUUUUCGUUUUGAUUAUUACGUUUCCCAUAAUUUUGGAAAAAAUGGCGACCGGAGGUCCAAGUGAAAACACAUCCAGCAAUGGCAGUAGUCCAGAAACAGACAAAGACUUUGAUCCAUCUGCAGACAUGAUGGUUCAUGACUACGAUGACGAACAAACACUAGAAGAGGAGGAAAAUUUGAGUGGUGGCGAAAGUGUAGCUGCUGAGUUAAAUGAUUUGGAAAAGGAAGGCGAUAUGCCUAUAGAGCAGCUACUGGCCAUGUACGGGUAUGGUGGGCAGCCUGGAAAUGAAAGUGGAAACACCAGCGACCUGUCAAACGACUCCCAAAGCCAGGAUACACGGUCUUCAAGUGAGGAGGAGAUAUUAAGCAAUCAGGACCUCACCCUGGACAAGGAAGAGAUAGCCCGGGAUCUGCUGUCCAACUCUGAUGAGAAUGAAGAUAAGGAAACAGAUGUACAGGAACUCCUGGAGACAGUUGCCUCAUCUCAGACAGCCAGGCUUCUCAGAUCGCGCAGCCAGCCAGGAAGUGAGGACAGUGACUCAGAAGAAGACCUCGAUUAUAAGCCAGAGGAGGAGUGGAAAAAGACAAUCUCAGUUGGUUCAACAUACCAGGCCGUGGUGCCAGAAGGCCUAUGCAAGUAUGGGGAUGCCCCUGCAUAUGAGAACGAAGACAGACUACUUUGGGAUCCCAGCAAGAUGGAUGACUCUGAAGUUGAGAAAUACCUAGAGGAUAUCCACCUACAGUCACUACAGACUUCAGUGGGGGUGAAUGCAGUACCCACAGGGGCACAUGUACGAGACGAUGAACAGGCCCUGUACCUGCUACUACAGUGUGGUCACAAUAAGGAGGAGGCAUUGAGACGUCGGAAAAUGCAGGCAGUCCCAGCCACAGAUCCCAUGAGUUUGUGGUCGGAAGAAGAAUGCAGUAACUUUGAAACAGGACUUCGAUUUUAUGGGAAAGAUUUCUACAUGAUCCAUCAAAACAAAGUGAAAACACGGUCAGUAGGAGAAUUGGUCCAGUUCUACUACCUCUGGAAAAAGACGGAGAGACAUGACAUAUUUGCCAACAAAACUAGAUUGGAAAAACGAAGAUAUACAUUACAUCCUGGUGUCACGGACUACAUGGAAAGAUUCAUCGAUGACCAGGAAACACCACCUCCCCCGGUGUCCUCAAGGGAUAGGUCAGCCAGCCCUGUCCACUCCCUGUUAUAUGGGGACCCAAAAAGGGGCCACUUGAAGCCCCAUCCUGACCAUGGGUCGGGGGUCGCUUUAGGGAAUUCUGGAGUGCUUCCCGCUGCUUCAACACACUUCCAGGCCAUUCUUACAGAGGCAGAUGUUAAUACUGCUACAACCACCAUCCCAACUAUGGAUUCCAGAGUGCUCAACCCUGCUGCUGAAAAAGGUUUUCCACCUCUAACUAAUGGAAGCUCAGAAACUGACUCAGAAUAUGUUCCACCUUUCAAAAAGUCUAAAAUGAAUGGUCCGCCAGAUUUCAGGGCAGGGGAUGGAAUAAAUGAUCUCCACUCGAGCACAGCCUCUUCUGACGCACAAAAUCAUGUAGACUCUUUAGCUAUUACCUCAGUAGUCAAGAUGACAGACAUUUCAUGCAGUAAACCUAGUGAAAGUUUUGUUCCAGUGACUAAAAUUUUAGACGUGAAAUCUGUAGGGAUUACUAGUGUAGAAAUGUCACAUACUCGGAGCGCUGAAGUUACACAGUGAAAGUAUAUUCCAAAAUCCAUCCAUGUAUUAAGUAUGUUACAUGUAGAUCAUCUGUUCAGGAAAUUUCUUGCUGUUCUCAAAAAAUGAUGAAGAUUUGGCAAAAUGUGCAAUAUUGUUUAAAUUAACAAGAAAAAGAAAUGUAAACACUUUCAUGCCUUAUAUUGUAAAUACUUUCUUUCUACUAUAUGAAGUGUGUAUAUUCUUCAGCUGCUUUUUUAUAUAUAUUUUUUUUACAGCUAUUACAUGCAUUGAUCAGACAAACAUGCACUAAAUUCCUUAAUUUGAAACAUCCUUAAAUUAUUGGAGCUCAUACAUUAGUCAAAAUGACACAUUUUUCCCGAUCAGAGAGGCCAACUUCCCAAAAUCUUGAGAAAAAAACAGUUUUGUGUUUUGGAAAAAGACUAGAAUAUAGUAAAAAGAACAAUGUCAACAAUAUGGCAUAUCAGCAAGAUAUUUUAUUGAGGAGUAAUUUCAUUUGUUCAGUGUCUGCUAAUAAAUAAAAGGUGCGAUAUUUAAAGUGACACUCUUAUUCAAAAUAAACUCAUACCCAUGUAUAAGGAACAUACAUUUUAAGCGAUAAACCUUUAACUACUUACUAAAUAAUACAUAUAUGGAAAGUAUAACUUACUGAUAGCACGAUUGUUAUCGUGUAUUAAAUGGCUAAAAACGCAAAAAUAUUAAAUGAUUGGUGAAUGCUAAAAGAUUUCCUGUGAUUAACAAUAGUCGUAUCAGGUUGGAAUACCGUGUUUCCUGCAACUUUCUUUCAAAUCUAACUCGGUAUCCUUCAUAAGAACCAUUGUUUUGACAUUUAUUCAUCCUUUUUGGUAUUUUUAAACAAUCGUAUUAGUUAUGGUAAAUCUUACAUGGGUAUAAGAGUGCAUCUUUAAUCAAUUUUAUGCCAAAUAUGGCCCACAAUUGGCGAGAUAUAAGAUUGUUUUCAAAUUUUUGAAAUCAUAUUUGGAAAAAAAUACUUUUUUAGCAUAAGUAAUUUAGCGGAAUAAUGCCUGUGACAUUGGUCGGUAAAAGCCCUGUUUUUAUGCCCCCACAAAGUGGCGGCAUAUAGGGUUGCCCUUGUCCGUACGUACGUACGUACGUACGUACGUACGUACGUACGUCCCGAAGAUUGUUUCCGAUCUAAUUCUUGAAAACCGUUUGUCCAAUCCUCACCAAACUUUAAACACAUGUUUGUGACCAUAAUAUCUUGAUCAAGUUCGAUAGCCAUGGAAAUCGCUUUAGUCAUUUAGGAGUUACGGCCCUUUUUUGCCAAAAAUUCCCGAAGAUUGUUUCCGAUCUAAUUCUUGAAAACCGUUUGUCCAAUCCUCACCAAACUUUAAACACAUGUUUGUGACCAUAAUAUCUUGAUCAAGUUCGAUAGUCAUGGAAAUCGCUUUAGUCAUUUAGGAGUUACGGCCCUUUUUUGCCAAAAAUACUUCAAAAAUAUAUGUUUCCAAUCUAAUUCUUGAAAAGUAUGUGUCCAAUCCUCACCAAACUUUACAUACAUGAUUGUGACCAUAAUAUCUUGAUCAAGUUCGAUAGCCAUGGAAAUCGCUUUUGUCAUUUAGGAGUUACGGCCCUUUAUUUGCAAAAAAAGACUUGAAAAAUACGUCCCGAAGAUUGUUUCCGAUCUAAUUCUUGAAAACUGUUUGUCCAAUCCUCACCAAACUUUUAACACAUGUUUGUGACCAUAAUAUCUUGAUCAAGUUUGAUAGCCAUGGAAAUCGCUUUAAUCAUUUAGGAGUUAGGGCCCUCAGAUUAUCCUGAAUAAUCAUUAUGGCUUAUUUUCUGUGACAAAAAAUCGAAGUGGGGGCAUCCGUGUCCUAUGGACACAUUUCUAGUUUAAGAUCUCUUAGUAGGGCGCUUGAAAAACUUCACAAUAUUACAUAGACAGUAUUGAAAGAAAUGAAAAACUAUUGAGCAUAAUGAUGUAAAACAUUAACAGUGUGAUAGUUUUUGACCAUUACUAGCAUUGUCAAAGAUUUUUGCUGUAAAUGUAAAUUGUUUUGAAAGAAAAAUUUAUUAGCAGGCAUGAUUAAAAUAUCAUACAAAUCUCUGUACCAGGUUAUUGUUGCCUGUAGAGUUGUAGCCAGGUUUUAAAAAGAGCAGGAUGCUGCAGAACAGGGGAUGGAUGCUUAGGGAGAAAAAGGCAUGUCAGGCUGUGAAGAAUUUACACAUUAUGAAUUUUACUGAAAAUGUUUGAAAUUCUUCUUUAAAUGAUUGAAGUUUAAAUCUUAGUUUGGAAAUGCCAAAUAUGUAAAAUUCAUAGUGUUUGUAUGAUUUUAUAAUCAUAUUUUGGUUUUAACCAAAACAAAAGAAAUAAUUCAUCUUUUAGCAUUUAAUUCUAUGAAGAAGGUGGGUAUGCAUGUUGGUGUCCAUGAAGGCGGAAGGGUUCUACCGAAAAGGACAGGGUGCAGCACCCUUCCAUAACUCUAUGCCUGGUACAUAUAUGAUGACAUGAUUUGGUUGAGAAAUUGUUCACAGUCUCACCCUGUUUUAUACUGUCAGUUGGGAGAUUUCAUUGGAGAAGUAAUAACUUACAAUUUUAUUUCAUAUUCCUAAACGUGAUUCAAGAAAAGGACAUGAUAAGUUUUCCAUAUUUGUUUUACAUAUCAGUAUCACGUUUUACUUUGGGUAAUGUGCAAAGAAUAGGUUUUAAUGAGCGGUCACAAGUAAUGAAAAGUUUGUUUGGGUUACUAGACCUUUCUUAAGGUUUUCACAUGAGGAAAGACUGCCUUAACCACCCACACCUCAAAAAGUGGGUGGGGUACUGUAAUGUCAAUCAAACUAUAUUUUAAAUGUGGCCGAAAACCUAACAAUUUUGUUUCAUUUAUUGAGAAAAACAACCAACAAAGAAGCUACCAUAUCUUGAAACUAUAAUAAAUAACAAAGAUAAAAUUCACAUUUUAUGUGUUAGAUUCAUGAAUAGUUUCAAACUCCUGAUCCUUAUUUUUAUUUAUGUAACUGGAUACAGAUCAAUGAUCUUAUUUCUGCUGGUGUAUAGAUAUGUUUAUUUUGACCAGAUGAAGUGUUCAGUUUGUUCAGAUGAUGAGGUUGCUUCUGAGGCUUGUUAUAAAAUCCGGGUGCUUUAAGGAUGAAUGUUGUAUGAAAUGUUUGUUACUCCAAAGUAUGAUUAAUUGUGUUGUCCUCUUAAUAUUGUGUUACCAUUGAUCAAAAGGAAUUUAAUGAGGAAAGAGUGGCCAAAAUGACUUGUCUGUUGUUGUUGUUGUUGUUGUUUAGAAAUAGUUGAGGUAAAUGUCUUGGCCUUGGUGUUGUGGUCUGCAGCUUUGUCCAAAAAUUAAACCUUGGUCAUAACUUGAAAAUUGUUCAAAAUAUUUCAGUGAAACUUGGUACACAUUUUGCAAUACAAUUUAAUAUGUCCAUUGUGUAAAGCAAGGCACAUAACUCUUGGUUGAAUUAUUGUUGAGCUAUUCCCCUUGUUGACUUGAGCAGAACAGGUGCUGUGAAUGAUUCAAAUGUUGAAUUGUACGAACCAACAAAUGAAAGCAUUUUGGGCAAUCUGGCCUUAUUAAUGAAUUAUUUAAUCAUGUAUGACUUCCAUUCUAUGAAUGAAGUACUGUUAAUUGUUUUGUUUGUUUAAAUGAGUAUGCAUCGUCUACAGAGAAUGUUGUUUGUUUGUAGCAUCAACGUUUAUAGAUUUAACGUACAGAAUCCAUUCUUUAUCAUUAUUUAUUGACACUAAAUUGUGUUACAUGACAAAAGAGAAAAUAUAUGUUUUUACUGAAA
This is a messenger RNA of Mya arenaria, 5462 nucleotides long. Its product is annotated as mesoderm induction early response protein 1-like. Gene Ontology annotation, molecular function: histone deacetylase binding; transcription corepressor activity. Gene Ontology annotation, cellular component: nucleoplasm. Gene Ontology annotation, biological process: negative regulation of transcription by RNA polymerase II. The coding region runs from base 45 to 1721 and encodes 558 amino acids. Lineage: Eukaryota; Metazoa; Mollusca; Bivalvia; Myida; Myidae. The transcript has 12 exons. The record is from RefSeq and is a predicted model, not a curated record.